Molecule: messenger RNA, 2350 nt
Organism: Neltuma alba
Lineage: Eukaryota; Viridiplantae; Streptophyta; Magnoliopsida; Fabales; Fabaceae
Product: probable sugar phosphate/phosphate translocator At1g06470
Exons: 12
Coding region: 647-2119 (490 amino acids)
Source: RefSeq, a predicted model, not a curated record
GGCCAAAAUUUGAAGCGUUGAAAAAUCACAAGGCAGAGCGAAAUUAUUCGCUUCAAAUCGAAGGAACAAUGAUGUUCCUUUCUCUUUAACAUCGAAGAAACACUGAUAUCGAUUGAGGAAGGUACAACAGGAGCGGCAUCACCAAUAUCAGACGAUUACGUCCAAACCAACACCGCUUCUGACUGUACGCUUUCUCACCUAAACUUCGAUCCAAAGACACUCCCUUCAGAUCUCUCUCCCCCUACUUCACAUUUUAUUCUCCUUUGCUUCCUUCACACUCUCUGUUUGUCAACCGUUCUCAGGUAAAGUUGGCGUUUCUAGUUUUGAUCUGAGCUACUAUAGCAGAGUGACUAUCUAGAAGCUUAGGAGAAGCUGCUUCUGUUGGUUUAGGAAACCAGUACAUAUCUGCCUGUCUUGUGUGAGCGUGAAGACGACUAUAUCUACUAAUUGUUUGUUUAUUCUGUUGUGAUUGGACAACUUUGAUUAUGAAGAAAGGUCCCCUGCCUGAACUGUGGUUCAGGUGCUAGCUGUUUUAUGCACCUAAGUGAACUUGUAUUGUUUAAUCUGGUACCAAGUGGUGAAUCAAUUGGUCAUCAGUUGGCUUGAUUCGUCUAGAGCACAUAAAUGGCUCACUAUACAGAUCGAAAUGGUGCAAGGGAGCUUGGAUUCAAAAAAGUUUGACCUGAGGGAUACUCACAACAUCGACAAUAAAAUCCUGGGCUUUUGUAUGAGUAGAGAGCUUUCAUUUUCUCGUUGGUGUGAUGAAGAUUCAAGGGUCCAUUUGGAUCAACAAUUAAGUAAUGCAGAUGCUAGCCGAGAGGAAGCCAGAGAUUCUGAUUUUGAAUUGCCUUUUAUUGACACAGAUCAGCUGCAAAUAAGGUAUCAGCAUAAGGGUAUGCAUAUGAAUGGUGUUGGCACCAUGGGUGAUGAUACUGUUUAUCUGAAUGGUAAUGGAUCUGAGAAGUAUGUUCCUUUAGACAUUGAAAAUGGGGCUGCAAGGCAAAAAGUUGGUGACUCUACCGUUUCUCUAGCUAGGCAUGGAUCAUUGAGAGGAAGCUCAGCAAAUCUUGUUUCUGCUGCAGAUAUUCUAAAGACAUUGUUUUUCAUACUUUUAUGGUACACUUUCAGCCUCUUUUUGACCCUGUACAAUAAAAGUCUGUUAGGUGACACUAUGGGAAAGUUUCCAGCUCCUUUCCUGAUGAAUACUAUCCACUUUGCAAUGCAAGCUGUGUUUUCAAACUUUAUCACUUGGUUUUGGUCUCAUAGAUUCCAAACUAGUGUUUCUAUGUCUUGGAGGGAUUACUUAUGGCGAGUUGUACCAACUGCUCUAGGGACAGCAUUGGAUAUUAACUUGAGCAAUGCUUCUCUUGUUUUCAUCUCUGUCACUUUUGCUACAAUGUGUAAAUCUGCUGCUCCAAUUUUUCUCCUUCUAUUUGCUUUUGCUUUCAGGUUGGAGACUCCAAGCUUUAAACUGUCAGGCAUCAUCUUAGUUAUCUCCAUUGGUAUAUUACUAACAGUUGCAAAAGAGACAGAAUUUGAAUUUUGGGGAUUUGUACUUGUUAUGCUUGCUGCUGUUAUGUCUGGGUUCCGUUGGUGCAUGACUCAGAUCCUUCUGCAGAAAGAAGCCUAUGGGAUAAAAAAUCCGCUUACCUUGAUGAGCUAUGUAACCCCAGUAAUGGCAGGGGCAACUGCUCUUCUCUCUCUUGCAUUGGAUCCAUGGGGGGAAUUCAGGCAAAAUGAAUAUUUUAAUAGUCCAUGGCAUAUUACUCAGAGUUGUUUACUGAUGCUUUUAGGUGGCGCACUUGCUUUUCUUAUGGUAUUAACAGAGUAUGUUCUUGUCUCAGUAACUAGUGCGGUCACAGUUACAAUAGCUGGGGUUGUAAAGGAGGCUGUCACCAUAUUGGUUGCUGUCCUGUACUUUCAUGAUCAAUUUACUUGGUUGAAAGGACUUGGUCUCUUCACUAUCAUUGUUGGUGUUAGUUUAUUCAAUUGGUACAAAUAUUGGAAGCUUCAGAAGGGUGAAGCAGGUGAAGAGCAUGUGGGUGGGACCUUCAAAACAGAUUCGGCUACAAAGUAUGUUAUCCUUGAUGAGAUGGAUGAGCAAGAAGAGAGUUCCUGAUUUAUGAAGUCAUUGUUAAAAACCAUCGUUCAAAAGUAAGUCACUUCAUGAUUUAUUGAUGUUGAUGACUGGAAUCCUAAUUUCUUUGGCCAAGGCUGGAAUCAUCACAGACGCUUCAAAAAAUUUUCUGCUUUUUUUCCUAUAAAUUGACAACCUUGUGUCUUGCAUGAUUAUGAUACGUAUAGAAAAAGAUGGAUUGAUUCUUGAAAGAAGCUUUAGAGUUGCUUGAUA